GGGGGCCAACGCAGGCCCGGGGCGGGGGCGGAACUUUGGGAGCCGUGUUUACAUCGCGCGCCGGCGGUGCCGGCGGGAGUCGCCUCGAGGGGCUGUCCGUCCGAGUCUCUCUCCCUCUCCCUGUCCUCGUUUGCUGCCUCCGCCGCCAUGUACCGGGCCUUGUACGGCUUCCGUUCGGCCGAGCCCAGCUCUCUGGCCUUCGCCGCCGGCGAGACUUUCCUGCUGCUGGAGCGGAGUAACCAGCACUGGUGGCUGGUGACCCGGGCGGGCUCCGGGGAGACGGGCUACGUGCCGGCCUCUUACCUCCAGCGCCUUCAGGUGCUGGAACAAGAUGUGGUUCUCCAGUCAAUUGACAGAGCUAUUGAGGCCAUCCAUAAUGUAGCAAUGAAGAAUGGGGGAAAAUACAACCUGGAGCAGAGGGAUGUUCUCCAGAAAUUGAUCCAUCAUCGGAAGGAAAUUGUUUCCCGUAAAAGUCAUUCCCCAUCUACUCAUGGGAUGACUCCAUCCUCCAGUGAUCACCAUCUGGACCUAGCCAGGCAACCCAAUGGUGUCUGCAGGACUGGAUAUGAGAGACAUCAUAGUUUGCCCAACACAGAACCCCAAGAAGAUGAAGGAGGCCUCUACCAGAUCCCACCACAACCCCAUCGUGCUGCUCCUGUUAUUCCACCACCAACAGAGAAACAGAAGCCUAUGCAGAUGGCUGCCUCCAUUAAAAAUGCAGCCGAAAUCCCCUCUGGAUCAGUUUCUAGUGCCUCUUCUGUCAGCACAACAUCUCUGGAUACCUUGUACACUGGUUCAACCGAGUCUGCCCUCUCAAUGGCUACUUCCAGCCCCAGCAACACCCCUCCACCUAUUCCCAGCAGAAGUGUCCACACAAUGGUAUCAGGUAGCUUAGAUGUCAGCCCUGUCAUACAAAGGAAGCAUGGGGGCGCAAGCAGAUCACCCCAGACCAAAAGACCUGCCCCCCGAUCUCCUGCUCAAACAGAAGCUUCAAAUGUGAAUGAUGAGAAGAACGCACAAGCCAAGGAGACCAUGCCAGCUGCCCUGGCAGGAUUAGAAGAUUUUCAGUCUCUUCAUUUGGAGGAUAAAAAAUCAGAUGGUUCGGAGGGUGUGGAACAGGAACCAGCUGGCCUAGUAGUUUCUGUGCCAAACACAAUAGGUGCUGAAUUGAUAGAGUUAGUCCGCAGGAACACUAAUCUCAGUUACGAGCUGUCUCGGGUUGCCAUAGGAGUGGUCAUUGGCCAUAUUCAAACUUCUGUUCCUGCCAUUAAUAGCAUCAUGGAGCGGAUUCUCAUCUCCUUGGUGGAGAGCAAGAAUCUGUGUUCAGGACUGCCUUCAGGACAGAUCUGCCAUGAUGAAGAAAGGCUGAAGGUGAUCUUUGCAGAUCUAGCCCGGCACAAAGAUGAUGCUCAACAACGUAGUUGGGCGCUCUAUGAAGAUGAAAAUGUCAUUUGCUGUUACUUGGAAGAACUGCUUCGCAUUCUGACAGAUGCAGAUCCUGAAGUUUGUAAGAAGAUGUGCAAGAAGAAUGAUUUUGAAUCAGUUUUGUCCCUUGUUGCAUAUUAUCAAAUGGAGCACAGGGUCGCAUUACGGUUGCUGCUGCUGAAGUGUUUUGGUGCAAUGUGCAACUUGGAUGCUGCUGUUAUCUCUGCUCUUGUGAAUUCUGUUCUGCCCAUGGAGCUUGCCCGAGACAUGCAGACACAUACACAAGAUCACCAGAAGAUGUGCUACUCAGCUUUAGUGCUGGCUAUGAUAUUCUCUAUGGGAGAACCACUGCCCUAUCAUCACUAUGAGCAUCUGAACUCCCAGUUUGUCCAGUUCCUGUUGGACGUGAUUGAAGAUGGGUUGCCAUCAGAUACCACCGACCAGCUGCCGGAUCUCUUCAUUAAUGUGCUUCUGGCUUUUAAUCUUCACAUUCCAGUUCCUGAGCAUAAUGUGAUCAUGGCUACUGUGAGCAAGCACUCCAAUGUCAAAACCUUUACAGAAAAGCUGCUCCUUCUUCUGAAUCGUGGAGAUGACCCGGUAUACAUCUUCAAGCACCAACCCCAACCACCACACUCGGUGCUGAAGUUCCUGCAGGACAUCUUUGCCAGCAAGGACACAGCUCACAUCUUCUACCACACAGACAUGAUGGUGAUGAUUGACAUAAUUGUGCGGCAGAUUGCGGAUCUCUCCCCAGGAGAAAAGCUACGAAUGGAGUACUUGUCUCUGAUGCAUGCUAUCAUGAGGUCUACACCUUAUCUGCAGCACAAGCACCGUUUCACCGACUUGCAAGGAACUUUGCAACGCAUUAUGGUGGAAGAAGAGGAGAGCCCGCAGUGCCAGAUGGACAAAAUGAUAAUCCUAGAGAUCUACAAAGAGUUUCCAGAAAUAUCCCCUGGAGCCAGCUAAUUGUUUCAGGGAGAGGACAAUAUGGAAUCUUAAAUGCCUCUUUGUGGAUCUGUCCUUCCCAUUCCCUCCCAGUGCUGCUCGUACCUUGUUAUCCCUGCGGGUGAGCCCGAAGGUUGAAGUGGAAUGCUUGAAGGCGGCGGUAGGGGAAGACGCUUCAGCAGUUAAUGCCGCUUAGUGCAAAGAGCGAUGAAGGUGGUCUCUGGAGGCCUGUUGGAAGUUCAGGGAGGGGAAGCUGAGGGGAGACACAGGAGUACAUUGCCACUCCUGUGCAGAUGGACAAGAGUAGAAGAAGGUUUAUAGCUACCUUUGCACUCAGAGAAGGCCAAGACGUGUGGUAUGAUGGUCUUUGUGUCAUACCUAAGAUCCCAAAACUAUCUCUGCCAUAAGCAUCCAUUUCCAUGUGUAUUUCUUGUCCUGCAGCUGUGACAGUUAAACAGGCCAGUUUUUGGAACCAGCUUUUGUAGCCUCUUGUCUAAUGCAAAAAAUGCCACAGACCUUGCAGUCUGAGAGUUGUUUGCUGCUCUUAAUGUGCCCAGUGAGCCUUUCAGUUUUUUCCUGACCCACAGCUUGGUAAUCUGGGUCAGAGCAGCCGAGUCCACUGCUCCUAAGAACCUAAGCCAGCAGCUGCUUCUCUUAACUGCUUUCUGUUGUAGCCUUUACACUUGGAUUUCUCACAUACUGCCCGAGCAGAGGAGGCGUGGUGUUCCCGGCAGUGAGGCUUCCUUCCAGUGUCCUGCUGCUUCAGCUCACAGCUCCCUGUCCUCUUUGAAAGCUGUUGCUUGCCUCUCGCUAUGCGCUGGCUUUGUUGCCUCUGGCGCUGUGUGCACAAGGGCUGUGUAGAUGGCAGUGCUCAGUGCUCUCUUUCAGCCUGGGGGCGUUUCUUGCCUUGAGCUUAGUAGCAAUUGGUUUUGCUGUGCUUUCCCUUUUCAUGUCCUGAGGGCUGCCUAAGCCUGAUGUCUGAUAGCUCUGCUCCUUAAUAUGCACACUUUGGGAGAGCUCCUUUUUCUUUAUCUAAUUCCUCCAGGUCUCCAGCAAAAUGGAUUUGCUCGGCUUCCUACUUAGAUCUUUCCAACAGGCACACGUGCCAAGAUAGCUCUGUAAUAUCUUAAUAAACAUGCACGCUGCCAGAGCCCCUUGCCAGGGGUAAACAAGAGCUUUGCAACCUUUGACUUUAAUUUAAACUGGAAAUACUUGGAUAAAGUGAGCCAAAUAAAUUCGAAGGAGGUCCUUUGGUCAAGACAUCUGCUUGAUGUGAUGUCCACGAAAGCAGCCUCUUGCAUUUGCCAUUGGUUUUGAGCAAAGCCAUUAGACAGGAGUGGCUGCCCAAGACCAAGUAAGCAGCCCUAUUUUUAAAGAAAACGCUUAAAAUAAAAUCAUGGUGAACAUUGAAAGGGAUUUGCUUUUUGUUUUCUUCUUCGUAGAAUCAAAUAAACACAGUCAAUAAAGA
Pogona vitticeps (central bearded dragon) is the source of this 3838-nucleotide messenger RNA. RefSeq names its product NCK interacting protein with SH3 domain (gene NCKIPSD). Gene Ontology annotation, molecular function: Arp2/3 complex binding; protein binding. The record is from RefSeq and is a predicted model, not a curated record. NCBI's taxonomy places the organism in Eukaryota, Metazoa, Chordata, Lepidosauria, Squamata, Agamidae. Gene Ontology annotation, biological process: endocytosis.